This is a messenger RNA of Trichosurus vulpecula (common brushtail), 3339 nucleotides long. It is a transcript of the gene VAV3, whose product is annotated as vav guanine nucleotide exchange factor 3. The record is from RefSeq and is a predicted model, not a curated record. Gene Ontology annotation, biological process: regulation of GTPase activity; cell migration; intracellular signal transduction. Lineage: Eukaryota; Metazoa; Chordata; Mammalia; Diprotodontia; Phalangeridae. Gene Ontology annotation, molecular function: protein binding; guanyl-nucleotide exchange factor activity. Gene Ontology annotation, cellular component: plasma membrane; cytoplasm.
UGCCUGAAGAACAUAAGAACCUUCCUCACAGCUUGUUGUGAGACAUUUGGAAUGAGGAAAAGUGAACUUUUCGAGGCUUUUGACUUGUUUGACGUUCGAGAUUUUGGAAAGGUCAUAGAAACACUGUCGAGACUUUCUCGUACACCUAUUGCUUUAGCCACAGGAAUUAGACCAUUCCCUACUGAAGAAAGUGUCAACGAUGAAGAAAUCUACAAAAGCCUUCCUGACUUAAUAGAUGAAACUCGUGCAGAUGAUGAAGAAGACUUGUAUGACUGUGUUUAUGGAGAAGAUGAAGGGGGAGAAGUGUAUGAGGACCUGAUGAAGGCUGAAGAAGCCCAGCAGCCGAAGUGUCUGGAAAAUGACAUACGAAGUUGUUGCCUUGCAGAGAUCAAACAGACAGAAGAGAAGUAUACAGAAACAUUGGAGUCAAUAGAAAAAUAUUUCAUGACACCACUGAAAAGAUUUCUGACACCUACAGAAUUCGAUACUGUAUUCAUCAACAUUCCUGAACUGGUGAAAGUUCACCGAAACCUGACACAAGAGAUUAAUGACUCCAUUGUCAAUAAAAAUGACCAGAAUCUAUAUCAAAUUUUCAUUAACUACAAAGAAAGAUUGGUUAUUUAUGGGCAGUACUGCAGCGGAGUGGAGUCAGCCAUCUCUGGUUUAGACUUUAUUUCUAAGACAAAAGAAGAUGUCAAGUUGAAACUCGAGGAAUGUUCCAAGAGGGCGAACAAUGGGAAAUUUACUCUACGUGAUUUGCUUGUUGUUCCUAUGCAACGGGUUCUAAAGUAUCAUCUCCUGCUCCAGGAGCUGGUGAAACACACGACUGAUCCCAUGGAGAAGGCAAACCUCAAACAGGCCCUUGAUGCAAUGAAGGUGAGUGAAGGGCUUCAGAUCCUUGCUCUCACCCCACUAUAUGGGAUUAUCGACCUUAAGCAGAGAUCUAACAUAAGGCCAGACUAUGCAGACUCCAAUUUUCAUGACUUCAAAAUGCACACUUUCACGAGGGUUACAUCCUGUAAAGUCUGCCAGAUGCUCCUGAGAGGAACAUUUUAUCAAGGCUAUUUAUGUUUCAAGUGUGGCGCCAGAGCACACAAAGAAUGUUUAGGAAGAUUAGACAAUUGUGGCAGAGUUAAUUCAGGUGAACAAGGAACGCUCAAACCUGAGAAACCACCUAAUGGACUUCGAAGACUCCCCAGACAAGUGGAUCCAGGCCUACCGAAGAUGCAGGUCAUUAAGAAUUACACUGGAAACCCACAACCUCCACAACAAGAAGGACCUCCUUUGCACAUCCAGAUGGGGGAUACAGUCGAGCUUUUGAGAGGAGAUGCUCAUAGCUUAUUUUGGCAGGGACGGAACUUAGCAUCAGGGGAGAUUGGUUUCUUUCCUAGUGAAGCAGUUAAGCCUUGUCCAUGUGUGCCCAAACCAGUAGACUACUCUUGCCAGCCAUGGUAUGCAGGAGCAAUGGAAAGACUACAGGCAGAGACUGAACUUAUUAAUCGGGUAAAUAGCACUUACCUUGUGCGACACAGGACCAAAGAGUCAGGAGAAUACGCAAUUAGCAUUAAGUACAAUAAUGAAGCAAAACACAUCAAGAUUUUAACAAGAGAUGGCUUUUUCCACAUUGCAGAAAAUAGGAGAUUUAAAAGUUUAAUGGAACUCGUCGAGUACUAUAAGCAUCAUUCUCUUAAAGAAGGCUUCAGAACUUUAGAUACUACUCUUCAGUUCCCAUACAAGGAGCCCGAAAAUUCAUCUGGACAGAGGGGUAAUAGAGCAAGCGGCAACUUGUUGAGCCCCAAAGUUUUGGGCAUAGCUAUUGCACGAUACGACUUUUGUGCAAGAGACAUGAGAGAGCUGUCUUUGUCCAAAGGCGAUGUGGUGAAAAUUUACACAAAAAUGAGUGUAAAUGGCUGGUGGAGGGGAGAAGCAAAUGGAAGGGUGGGCUGGUUUCCAUCAACAUAUGUGGAAGAGGAUGAAUGACUUCAAUCCCAAUUUUGCAGUCUGGACCAGAAAUUUCAGGGACAAGCGAUGAACAAAAAUCCACAAAGCAUUAUGAACUGAUUGAAGUAUUUGAAAAGCUGCAUUUCUGGCUAAUCAACAUCCUUCCUCCUCCUGUCUUCUCCAGUCUUAAUGUUGGGAUUUCUAAAGAUGCUCGUACUGACAGAUUAAUGGCUUGCCGAGAGCUGGGCAAGAAACAACCUGCCAGUCUGUCAUCAUCAGGGACCAGUGAAAAGCCAAAACCUUCUCUUCCCAGAAGAACUCAGCAAAUACAUUUCUUUAUGUUUCCUUUCACUUCCUUUCAUAGGCCACUGUCAAUGCUAGUCAUUAGUAAAUGUUUAAUGCACCUUUACUUCUCCCCCUUCCUGUCUCAUCACACCCCUCUUCCCUUCCCUAGUCAUUGAAAUCUUUGAUGGUACAAAGAACUAGAGGCUUUUACCUAUCAUAGCACAAAGAGAAAUGAGAGUUCUGUCAUACAGGCCACUUAUGGGAAAGGUUUAGUGUCACUUGUCUCAAAAUAUCAAGUGAGGCUACUUACUCCAUCACACACAUUUUUGUCCUCCAAAUCUUCCUGGCAGAAAUACAAGUGAAAACUUCUAAGUUUUCUAUCCACUCUGUGUAGAGUUUGAGAUGUUUGAACUGAUGUCUUUUUAUUCCUUGCCUUGGCAAGUGAUUGUUUUUGAAAACUGAAUUUUUUUAAAAAAAGAGAACCUUAUUACUAAAUCCAGAAAACUAUUUGCAGUUUUGUAAGGUGGUCGUGGCAACUUUGUACUGAAGUUUCUGAGGAAAACUUGGCUCAGCAUCCCUCAGGUGGCUGCUUGCCAGAUGAUCACAGUGUCUGUGUUUACAUGAGCCAGAUCAAGGGCUAUAUUGAUAAAUAUGUCACUUCUUGACAAACACCACCUACAGGACAUUUUUUUCCUCCCUCCCUUUCUCUUCCCCUCCCCCAAAUCCGGGGCAUAGACUACAUUGCUCCUACAGCUACUUCUAAUUCAAAAGACGGAAGGAUUGCCAAUAGCACAAACCCGUCUGUUUUAGUUUCUAGAAGGACAACAUAACUGUGGCUUUCAUUCCCAUUCAUGUCUCUGAAUUUCAAGGCUAGACAAAGACCCACCCAAGGUUUUCCAGGGAUAGCCUAUCACUGUGGGACUCAAGGCUUCUCCCAGUUGUCUUCCAAUUUAUGGGCCAUUUUCUGUCACACAGUGGCACCUAAAUGAUAUUAAAUGAUUGGCAGAACAGUCUGCUUAUUGGUUUCAUUGCACCUCGUCUGAAAUGGAAAUAGAAAUGAUUAUUCUCUGGUGCUGGGAUACCAUCAUUAGUUCAUACAUACAUAUAUUUAUA